Molecule: messenger RNA, 12870 nt
Organism: Ruditapes philippinarum (Manila clam)
Lineage: Eukaryota; Metazoa; Mollusca; Bivalvia; Venerida; Veneridae
Exons: 8
Coding region: 92-1192 (366 amino acids)
Source: RefSeq, a predicted model, not a curated record
UCAUGGUAUAGGCAUAUAUGGAUACUUCGACGCUUUCCAAUGGUCUCAUGGGUCAUGCUAUACAUUGUCAGUAUUGGCUCACACUCUCACCAUGUUGGAAUUUAUUCCCGAUAUCCUGUACUUACAGAUGGAUAAUUGUUAUGGGCAGAAUAAAAAUAAGUACACAUUAGGUUUUUUGGCACGUUUAAUUGAAGAAAAGAUAUUCAAAAAAGUCAAAUUGUCUUUCCUCCUGGUUGGACACACACAUGAGGAUGUGGAUCAAGUAUUUUCAAGAUUUUCAGUAUGGAUUGGACAGAACACGGUAUUAACAAUGGAUGAACUGAUGAAAGGAUUUGAGACCUGUUACAGACCAAGACCAACAGCAAUCAAGAUGCAUACAGUAUACAAUUUCCAGAGAUGGUUAGGAGUCAAUAAUGUGAAAAACCAUUCAAAGCCUCAUGUAUUUAAGAUAACACUCAACGAAAAAACUGGGAAGGCAGAGGUACAAUAUAAAGGAUUAUCUACAGACAAGGAUUGGAUAAAGCCAGGGGGAGACGGUUUGCUUUUAGAGGAGGGACAAAGACAAUUAUACACAAUCCCAUCAACAACAGAUAAUAUUGACAUUGAAAAAUUGAAGACAGAUUUAACAACAGUUUAUAGGUACUACAAUGCGGAAGAUCUUAAAUCAUGGUGGGAUGGAUACAUUAAUGAACUAUAUGAAGAUGAGGAACUAGAAACAACAGAAGUACAGCUAGUUGAAAUUCUGAGACAAAAGAAAAUAAAUCAAAAAAGCCCAGAGGAGGAAAAUGAAGUAUCUAACACAGAUGAUGCCAUCAACCUUCCAACUUUAAAACCAGAAAUUCCUAAGGUUAUCAUAGGGAAAGCGGACAGAAAAGCAGCACAAGCAAUUAAGGAAGUUGAAACAUUUGAAAUAGGAUCUUUCGUGAUUUGUAAUUAUGACAAAUACCCUGAUGAAUUUCCACAAUUGGCUAGAGUUAUUUCAGUUAGUGAUGAAAAUCUUGAAUUACUGUGGUACAAGGGAGCUAAGACAACAACAUGGAAGCCUGCAUCAAGACCUGUUAAAGGGCAACGUGGACAGCGUGAACCUUGGACAGAAAUUGUGCCCUCUAUCGCUGUGAUGUUCUAUGAUUUCCAGCUCACCCCGCUUGGAAAAUUACCACAGCAUAUAAAGGAAGUUCUUGAUCAGCUAUAGAUAAGUGUCAUUAUGCUCCCCGAAAAAAUUUCAGGGGAGCAUAUAGUCGCCGCCGUGUCCGUCCGUCCGUCCCCUUUUCUGGUCCGGGACAUAACUUUGAAACAACAAGAGGUAUCAACAUGAAACUUUGUAGGUAGAUAGAUCUCAUUGAGUAGGUGUGCAGUGCACAAGAACCGUAACUCUGCCUUGCCUAAUUUUUGAAUUACCCCCUUUGUUUAUUUUACACAUUGAAAUUUGUCCGGGACAUAACUCUAAAAGUAUAAGAGGUAUAAACAUGAAACUUUGUAGGUAGAUAGAUCUCAUUGAGUAGGUGUGCAGUGCACAAGAACGUUAACUCUGCCUUUCCUAAUUUGUGAAUUAUCCUACUUUGUUUAUUUUACACUUUGAACUUUGUCCGGGACAGAACUCUAAAACUAUAAGAGGUAUCAACAUGUAACUUUGUAGUUAGAUAGAUCUCAUUGAGUAGGUGUGCACAAGAACCGUAACUCUGCCUUGCCUAAUUUUUGAAUUAUUCCCCUUUGUUUAUUUUACACUUUGAACUUUGUCCGGGACAUAACUCUAAAAGUAUAAGAGGUAUCAACAUGAAACUUUGUAGGUAGAUAGAUCUCAUUGAGUAGGUGUGCAGUGCACAAGAACCGUAACUCUGCCUUGCCUAUUUUUUGAAUUAUCCCCCUUUGUUUAUUUUACACUUUGAAAUUUGUCCUGGGCAUAACUCUAAAAGUAUAAGAGGUAUCAACAUGAAACUUUGUAGGUAGAUAGAUCUCAUUGAGUAGGUGUGCAGUGCACAAGAACCUUAACUCUGCCUUGCCUAAUUUUUGAAUUAUCCCCCUUUGUUUAUUUUUACACUUUGAACUUUGUCUGGGACAUAACUCUUAAUGUAUAAGAGAUAUCAACAUGAAACUUUGUAGGUAGAUAGAUCUCAUUGAGUAAGUUUGCAGUGCACAAGAACUGUAACACUGUCUUGCCUACUUUUGGAGUUAUUGCCCUUUGUUCAUUUUGACACUUUGAACUUUGUCUGGGACAUUACUCUAAAAUUAUGAGAGAUAUCAACAUGAAACUUUGUAGAUAGAUAGGUCUCAUUGGGUGGAAGUGCAGUGCUUAAGAAUCAUUACUCUGCCUUGCCUUAUUUUGAAGAAAUUGCCCUUUGUUUAUUUUUACUUUUUGACUUUUGUCCUGGACAUUACUUUAAAACUAUUAGAGAUAUCAACAUGAAACUUUGUAGGUAGCUAGAUAUAAUUGGAUAGAACUGCAAUGCUUAAAGAACCUAAACAAAUCCUGGUCUAAUUUUGGAGUUAUUGCCCUUUGUUCAUUUUUACACUGACUUUUACCCGGGACAUAACUCUGAUAUCAUCAUGAAACUUUAUAGAUAGAUAGAUCUCAUUGAAUAGAAGUGCAGUGCAAAAAAACAUAACUCCGCUUUGCCUAAUUUUGGAUUUUUUGCCCUCUGUUCAUUUUUUUUAUACUUUCCUGUGUCCAGAACCUUCUCGGGGAGCAUCACCCGGUUCAACCGGUUCUUGUUUGUUAUUUAGUAAUUGGUGUCAAUAAACAAAGGUAAAUGAAUAGGUAAAUGAAUUUGGCUAACAAAAUUUUGACUCUUUUUUUUCUCAGGGAGAUGUUUAUUUUUCAACCUUGAUAACACAUUUAAGCUCAACAAAAAAUUAAUAAGGCAUUUAUAUGCCCCCUUAAAAAAAAUGUGUAUAUUUUAAUGAUGUCGGUCCGUUGGUCUAUCUGUCCGUCAGUAGACAUCAUGGUUCCCGUUGAUCAUCGUACAAAAUAUUUUUCAUAAAAUCUUCAUGUUUUACAUACUAAUUGGUCAUAACUUAUAGAUAACCCCUCAUAAUUUUUGGGGUCACUAAGUCACGGUUAAAAGGGCCUUUAGUCAAAAUAGUUUUCUGUUGAAAAGUAUUUAUCAGUCGUAUCAGUGUUUAUCGGCUAUUUAACAACUGUUUUGGAGUCUUGAUGCGUAGAAAUUAACCACGAAAGGUGUAGGCCUGAUUGAUUAAUUUUUUUGCAUCAAAAUGACCGGUGUUAAAUAGCUGAAAAACACCGCUAAUACCGAUAUUAAUUAGAUUCUAACCAGACAAAAUAAGUAAGAUCAAUAACGGUAAUUUUUCAUGCGCAGAUCACUUCCGGUGCCGAUAUUCUUAUACCGCUGUUCGAUUUCCCAAUCUUUUUGCUAAGAGAUAGAAAUUAUUAAACAAGAGAAAUGGAACAAACAAAAGUUAUUUUAUUAAGUUCUCAACAAUUAAAACUUACGUGUUAGACAGAAUUGUAUUGCGUUUACAUCAGUGUCAGUUUGAAAUGUCGUCAUUUCUUAGGUGGUUUAGUAACUAACGAUGACAUCAUUACGCAGAUAACGGAUUGGCACCGUUUUGUCAAAAUAUUUAUUAACUGAAAUUGAUCAAAUAUGUGAGAAAUAAAAGAGUAUUAUAAGGAGCGGAAAAUACAAAAAAAAAUGUUUUUUAAUUUUUGCUUUAAAAGAAUUUGUAAACUAUAUAAUCGAGGGAGAAAAGAUAUCAGCAGCAUAUACAAGUAGUCCCUAACCAGUUGUUUAUUGGCAGUUUAACACCAUUUUUUCUCAUUGUCUACAGUGACAAAAUCACGAGGAGUGUUACAAAAUACAAGAUUUAUAACUCUAGCCGGUAUAUUGUUUUGCUAAUGUCUGUCCGUCGAUAGACCACAUGGUUUACACUGUUUAUCUUGAAAAUUAAUUAUCAUAGUCUUCAUAUUUCACACAUUGAUUUGUCAUAUCUAGUAGAUGACCCCUAUUGAUUUUGGGGUCAAAGGUCAAGGUCACAAGGGCCUUAAAUGGCAAAAUGGUUUCCUCUGAUUAUCUUGAAAAGUACUCAUCACAAAGUCAUCAUAUUUCACAUGGUGAUUAGUCAUAACUAGUAGAUGACCCCUGUUAAUUUUGGUGUCACCAGGUUAAAAGGACCUUAAAUGUUGGAAUGGUUUCCGCUGAUUAUCUUAGGUAAACUUGAAUUGUAUUCAUCGCAAAGUCUUUCACUUAUAGAUUGGUCAUCACUAGUAGAUGACCCCUAAUAAUUUUGGUGUCACUAGGUCAAAGGGGCCUUGAAUGGUAAUAUGAUUCUUUUUUACUUGAUUACUUUAUAUCACAAUGUCUUCAUAUUUCAUAUAGUGAUUGGUCAUAAAUAGUAGCUGACCCAUAUAGAUUUUGGGUGAACUAGGUCAUGGUCACGUAGGCUGAUAACUAGUCUAUGACCCCAAUAGAAUUUGGGGUCAGUAGGUAAAAUGUCAAGGUCACAGAGGCCCUAAAUGUCAGAAUAGUUGAAAAAUAUUUAUCACAAAGUCUGUAUAUUUCACAUAUUGAUUAGUCAUAAGUAUUGGAUGACAAAUAUAUAUAUGGGUUCACCAGGUUAAAGUCAUUGGGUUCUUGAAUGAUAAUAUGGUUUCAGCUCAUAAUCUUGAAACUUUUUUUAUCACAAAGUCUUCAUAUUUAUAAAUAUUGAUUGGUCAUAACUAUUAGAUGACCCCAAAUGAUGUUGGGUCACUAGUUCACAGGUCACAAGGUCCUAAAAUGUCUCAUAAUCUUGAAAAGUAUUCAUCACAAAGUCUUCAUUAUUUUUCUUUUUUCCAUUAUUGAACAAUUCCCUGUACUCAUUUAUGGCAAGUUUCUAUACCAAUAAUGUGAGGCUAUGGCAAGAAAGGAGGGCAUAUGUGUCGCUUGACAUUUCUGGUCUUGUAUUGAAUUGUGUAUUUCCUUAAAACAACGUUUAUACACAUUAACUUACAAUAAAAGAGAUCAAUAUUUCUAAGAUUAAUUACCUACAAGAUGUUUUCUUUAUAAAUGUGAUUGCAAUUUGUAAGGGACAAUUGUCCUAUUUUCUUGUAAUUGAAUGUGUUUAUCACUACAACAAUGUUUAAACACAUUAAGUUACAAGAAUGCAGAUCAAUAUCCCUAAAAUUAAUCACCUACAAGAUGUUUUCUUCUUAAAUGUGAUUGCAAUUUGUAUCUGAAAUUGUUCCUGAUUUUAGACCCCUACUGGUUUACCGGAGGGGACUUUAGUUUAACCUUCUGUCCGUCCGUCCACUAAACUCGAUCCCGCGAUAACUCAGUACUGGAAACAUUUUUAUGAAACUUGAUAUAUGGAUAGAUGGCAGUAUAGAGGUUAUGCACGUCAUUUUCUUUUCUUCCUAUGUUGAACAUUCUGGCAACAAAUAGACUGAAACUAUGGCAAAUUUUACACAUAAACUGGAUCCAGUGAUAACGCAAAAAGUACUGGAAAUAUUUUUAUGAAAUUUGAGAUAUGGGUAGAUGGCAGUCUAGAGGUUAUGCACAUCUUUUUCUUUUCUUCCUAUGUUGAAAAUUCUGGUUGCUAUGGUAACAAAUAGACUGAAAAUAUGGCAAAUAUAACAAUAUUUGUGAUAACUCAAAAAGAGCUGGAAAUUUUAGUGAAAUUGCAUCUUUAUUUCAAGAGUCAUCUCCUUUUUAAAUUUUGCUUUUAAUAAUGUUAUAUUUUGGCAACAGGGAUGUUUCAAAUAUUAACUUUAGAGUGUCCUUCAGUCCGUAUGUCUGUUCAUACAAGCUGUUUCCUGUGAUCACUUUUAGAGAACUUUUCCAACAAAUUUACUUAAAAUAGAGAGAAAAAUUUAAAUAUUAGUGAAUGGCCAAUGGCCCUUCAGAAUGUGGUUGGGGUUCUAACCUGUAGUUGACUUAUGUAUUGCUUGCAAUACUAUGAUAAUUGCUUGUUUAUUGUAAAUUGUCCUGUUUUAAUGGUGUCGGAAUGGUGAGCAUAUAAUUGCAGCUUUUUACUUGCAUCCUCCCGCUUUUCUUGUCAGGGAUAUAACUUUGAAACAACAAGAGGUAUCAACAUGAAACUUUGUAGGUAGAUAGAUCUCAUUGAGAAGGUGUCCGGGACAUAACUCUAAAACUAUAAAAGGUAUCAACAAGAAACUUUGUAUGUAGAUAGAUCUCAUUGAGUAGAAGUGCACUGUUAAAGAACCAUAAUUCUGUCUGGAGUUUUGAUCAUUGUGACAUUUUAAAUUAUAAGAGAUUUCAACAUGAAACUUUUUAGGUAGAUAGAUCUCAUUGGAUAGAACUGCAAUGUUUAAGAACAUAAACACAGCCUUAUCUAAUUUUAGAGUUAUUGCCCUUAAAGCAUUUUUACAGUUAAAUCAUUUUUACCCAGGACAUAAAUCUGAAACUAAAAAAGAUAUCAUCACGAAACUUUAUAGAUAGAAGUGCAUUUCAAAAAAAAAAAAAAAACUGCCUUCCCUAAUUUUGCCCUUCGUUGAUUUCUUUAUACUUGCCUAUGACCAAAACCUUUCCGGGAAGCACCAAUCGGUUCUUGUCUUGUAUUUGAAUGUGUAUUUCAUUACAACAAUGUUUAUUCACAUUAACUUACAAGAAAAUAGAUCAAUAUCCCUAAGAUUAAUUACCUACAAGAUGUUUUCAUUAUAAAUGUGAAUGCAAUUUGUAAGGGACAAUUUUCCUAUUUUCUUGUUUUUGAGUGUGUAUUUAAUUACAACAAUGUUUAUUCACAUUAACUUACAAGAAAAGAGUUCAAUAUCAUUAAGACUAAUUACAUAGAAGAUGUUUUCUUUAUAAGUGUGAUUGCAAUUUGUAAGGGACAAUUUUCCUGUUUUCUUGCAUUUGAAUGUGUAUUUCAUUACAGCAAUGUUUAUACACAUUAACUUACAAGAAAUAAGAUCAAUAUCCCUAAGAUUAAUUAACUACAAGAUGUUUUCUUUAUAAAUGUGAUUGCAAUUUGUAAGGGACAAUUUUCCUGUUUUCUUGUUUUUGAGUGUGCAUUUCAUUACAACAAUGUUAAUUCACAUUAACUUACAAGAAAGCAGAUCAAUAUCCCUAAGAUUAAUUACCUAAAAGAUGUUUUCUUUAUAAAUGUGAAGGCAAUUUGUAAGGGACAAUUUUCCUAUUUUCUUGUAUUUGAUUGUGUAUUUCAUUACAACAAUGUUUAUUCACAUUAUCUUACAAGAAAGCAGAUCAAUAUCCCUAAGACUAAUUAACUACAAGAUGUUUUCUUUAUAAAUGUGAAUGCAAUUUGUAAGGGACAAUUUUCCUAUUUUCUUGUUUUUGAGUGUGUAUUUAAUUACAACAAUGUUUAUUCACAUUAACUUACAAGAAAGCAGAUCAAUAUCCCUAAGAUUAAUUAACUACAAGAUGUUUUCUUUGAAAAUGUGAUUGCAAUUUGUAAGGGACAAUUUUCCUAUUUUCUUGUAUUUGAAUGUGUAUUUCAUUACAACAAUGUUUAUACUCAUUAACUUAGAAGAAAGCAGAUUAAUAUCCAUAAAAUUAAUUAACUACAAGAUGUUUUCUUUAUAAAUGUGAUUGCAAUUUGUAAGGGACAAUUUUCCUAUUUUCUUGUUUUUUAGUGUGUAUUUCAUUACAUUAAUGUUUAUAUUCAUUAACUUACAAGAAAUCAGAUCAAUAUCCCUAAGACUAAUUAACUACAAGAUGUUUUCUUUGAAAAUGUGAUUGCAAUUUGUAAGGGACAAUUUUCCUAUUUUCUUGUAUUUGAAUGUGUAUUUCAUUACAACAAUGUUUAUACUCAUUAACUUACAAGAAAGCAGAUCAAUAUCCCUAAGACUAAUUACCUGAAAGAUGUUUUCUUUAUAAAUGUGAUUGCAAUUUGUAAGGGACAAUUUUCCUAUUUUCUUGUUUUUAGUGUGUAUUUCAUUACAUUAAUGUUUAUAUUCAUUAACUUACAAGAAAUCAGAUCAAUAUCCCUAAGACUAAUUACCUGAAAGAUGUUUUCUUUAUAAAUGUGAUUGCAAUUUGUAAGGGACAAUUUUCCUAUUUUCUUGUUUUUGAGGGUGUAUUUCAUUACAGCAAAGUUUAUUCACAUUAACUUACAAGAAAGCAGAUCAAUAUCCCUAAGACUAAUUACCUGAAAGAUGUUUUCUUUAUAAAUGUGAUUGCAAUUUGUAAGGGACAAUUUUCCUAUUUUCUUGUUUUUGAGGGUGUAUUUCAUUACAACAAUGAUUAUACACCUAAACUUACAAGAAAGCAGAUCAAUAUCCCUAAGACUAAUUACCUACAAGAUGUUUUCUUUAUAAAUGUGAUUGCAAUUUGUAAGGGACAAUUUUCCUAUUUUCUUGUUUUUGAGUGUGCAUUUCAUUACAACAAUGUUAAUUCACAUUAACUUACAAGAAAGCAGAUGAAUAUCCCUAAGACUAAUUACCUAAAAGAUGUUUUCUUUAUGAAUGUGAUUGCAAUUUGUAAGGGACAAUUUUCCUAUUUUCUUGUUGUUGAGUGUGUAUUUCAUUACAAGAAUGUUUAUUCACAUUAACUUACAAUAAAGCAGAUCAAUAUCCCUAAGACUAAUUACUUACAAGAUGUUUUCUUUAUAAAUGUGAUUGCAAUUUGUAAGGGACAAUUUUCCUAUUUUCUUGUUUUUGAGUGUGUAUUUCAUUACAACAAUGUUUAUUCACAUUAACUUACAAGAAAGCAGAUCAAUAUCCCUAAGACUAAUUACCUACAAGAUGUUUUCUUUAUAAAUGUGAUUGCAAUUUGUAAGGGACAAUUUUCCUAUUUUCUUGUUUUUGAGUGUGCAUUUCAUUACAAGAAUGUUUAUUCACAUUAACUUACAAGAAAGCAGAUCAAUAUCCCUAAGACUAAUUACUUACAAGAUGUUUUCUUUAUAAAUGUGAUUGCAAUUUGUAAGGGACAAUUUUCCUAUUUUCUUGUUUUUGAGUGUGUAUUUCAUUACAACAAUGUUCAUACUCAUUAACUUACAAGAAAGCAGAUCAAUAUCCCUAAUACUAAUUACCUACAAGAUGUUUUCUUUAUAAAUGUGAUUGCAAUUUGUAAGGGACAAUUUUCCUAUUUUCUUGUUUUUGAGUGUGUAUUUCAUUACAACAAUGUUCAUACUCAUUAACUUACAAGAAAGCAGAUCAAUAUCCCUAAGAAUAAUUAACAACAAGAUGUUUUCUUUGAAAAUGUGAUUGCAAUUUGUAAGGGACAAUUUUCCUAUUUUCUUGUUUUUGAAUGUGUAUUUCAUUACAACAAUGUUAAUUCACAUUAACUUACAAGAAAGCAGAUCAAUAUCCCUAAGACUAAUUACCUAAAAGAUGUUUUCUUUAUAAAUGUGAUUGCAAUUUGUAAGGGACAAUUUUCGUAUUUUUUUGUAUUUGAAUGUGUAUUUCAUUACAACAAUGUUUAUAUUCAUUAACUUACAAGAAAGCAGAUCAAUAUCCCUAAGACUAAUUACCUAAAAGAUGUUUUCUUUAUAAAUGAGAUUGCAAUUUGUAAGGGACAAUUUUCCUAUUUUCUUGUUUUUGAAUGUGUAUUUCAUUACAACAAUGUUAAUUCACAUUAACUUACAAGAAAGCAGAUCAAUAUCCCUAUGAAUGAUUACCUACAAGAUGUUUCAUCUAUAAAUGAGAUUGCAAUUUGUAAGGGACAAUUUUCCUAUUUUCUUGUAUUUGAAUGUGUAUUUCAUUACAACAAUGUUAAUUCACAUUAACUUACAAGAAAGCAGAUCAAUAUCCCUAAGACUAAUUACCUAAAAGAUGUUUUCUUUAUAAAUGUGAUUGCAAUUUGUAAGGGACAAUUUUCCUAUUUUCUUGUUUUUGAGUGUGUAUUUCAUUACAACAAUGUUUAUUCACAUUAACUUACAAGAAAGCAGAUCAAUAUCCCUAAGACUAAUUACCUACAAGAUGUUUUCUUUAUAAAUGUGAUUGCAAUUUGUAAGGGACAAUUUUCCUAUUUUCUUGUUUUUGAGUGUGUAUUUCAUUACAACAAUGUUCAUACUCAUUAACUUACAAGAAAGCAGAUCAAUAUCCCUAAGACUAAUUACCUACAAGAUGUUUUCUUUAUAAAUGUGAUUGCAAUUUGUAAGGGACAAUUUUCCUAUUUUCUUGUUUUUGAAUGUGUAUUUCAUUACAACAAUGUUAAUUCACAUUAACUUACAAGAAAGCAGAUCAAUAUCCCUAUGAAUGAUUACCUACAAGAUGUUUCAUCUAUAAAUGAGAUUGCAAUUUGUAAGGGACAAUUUUCCUAUUUUCUUGUAUUUGAAUGUGUAUUUCAUUACAACAAUGUUAAUUCACAUUAACUUACAAGAAAGCAGAUCAAUAUCCCUAAGACUAAUUACCUAAAAGAUGUUUUCUUUAUAAAUGUGAUUGCAAUUUGUAAGGGACAAUUUUCAUAUUUUUUUGUAUUUGAAUGUGUAUUUCAUUACAACAAUGUUUAUAUUCAUUAACUUACAAGAAAGCAGAUGAAUAUCCCUAAGAUUAAUUACCAACAAGAUGUUUUCUUUAUAAAUGUGAUUGCAAUUUGUAAGGGACAAUUUUGCUAUUUUCUUGUAUUUGAAUGUGUUUUUUCUUUCCAACAAUGUUUAUAUUCAUUUACUUACAAGAAAUAAGAUCAAAAUCCCUAAGAUUAAUUACCUACAAGAUGUUUUCUUUAUAAAUGUGAUUGCAAUUUGUAAGGGACAAUUUCCCUCUUUCCUUGUUUUUGAAUGUGUUUUUUUAUUGUUACAUCAAUGUUUAUACACAUUAAUUUACAAGAAAAGAGAUCAAUAUCCCUAAAAUUGCAUUGUACGUGAUUGCUAUGUAAAGGAAAAUUUUCUGAUUUCUUGUGUUAUAAUGUGUUGAAUAGUGAGCAAUAUCUUCACACACUACAUUACCAGAAAGCAUAUUAAUUUUACUUACAUCAAUUACCAAUAACAGAUGUUUUCAACAAUUUGUUUGGGAUUGCAUUUAAUUAGAUUACAUGAAAGGAUAUGAGGUUAUCUAAACUAAAUUAACUAUAUGCAUAUUUAUUUCAUCAGAAUUUUUUUUGUAUGUUUUACAAUCAUUUAUCUUUUUCUUCACAUAAAUUCUUUGUAUGCAUAUGCAAAUUGUAAAGGAAAAUAUUUUCAGUUAUCUUUUUCUUCAUGGCGUAAAAAAAAUUUGAUAUAAUUUACCAGAAUGCAGAUAACUUUAAAUUUUAAGUAUCACUGUGUAAUGAAUAUGUAACAAAACUGUGGAGAAUGCAAAAUGUAUGUUUUCCUUAUUUAGAAGAGAGAAAAAUUUGAUGAUGUCUGUAUGUAAUUAUGAAUUGUAAGGAUUAAUUAGCUGUGUAACUUCCAUUAAAUUAUGGUCUCGCUCAUUCAAGCAGUAUUUUUCAAUCAUUCACAAAAAUUUAAUUCAAUGCUUUGUUAGCAUACGAUCCUCAUGUUUUCGAAGAUUGGAAGUGUUAAAACAUUGGCAAUUAUCAUGUGACUAUUUACAUAGAGGAUAUUUGUUUUGCAUGCAAGAUUGAAAUAUAAUUUCACUGAGUGAACACCAGAUGGAAUAUUUUCACGAGUGGCUUACCCACCAGUGAAAAUAUAAUAGCUGGUGUUCACAAAUAAAAUAUAUUUCAAUCUUAUAUGUAACACAAAUAAAUUUCUUUUUUAUUUCAUGCUUUUUAAGUGAUUUUAAGUAUAUUUUUACUGAUUUCAAAUAAUGACGUCACAUUAUCAAUUUUAAAAUAUAGGUCUGUUAAUUUUCUCAAGUUUUGUAAGAUUUUUAACUUGAUGUAUGAUGACAUCGACUUAUGUUUUCUUAAAGAAGCACACUUUAGGCAUGACGGCUUUUAUUUAUGCCAGUUAUUCCAUUCAGUUAUGAUUUUCUUUUCAUCUGCAUUCAGAAAUAUUAAUGCUACAGUGAAAUUUAUAUUUUAUAAAUUUCAAUGGUGUUUUAUCAGAAUAUGAACAUCUGUUAUAUUAUAAUAAAACACUGGAAAGCACGAAAUAAAUUCUGAUAACGUUUUAACACUUUCCCUAACAAUAACGUAUUAUUCAUUAUCCUUUAUUUAUGAGCAUUAUGUCCGUAUAAUGUAAAGUUUCAAUCAUUAUUUUUCCUGAAAUAAAUGGGAUACAAUAAUAAAUGACAAGUAACACAGAUGCCAAGUUUUGGCUCUUGUGGUAAUUGUUUUGGCAUACACUGGAUAUAUUUGUUAGCAGUCAUAAACAUUUAAGCCUAGAUAUUUCAGCUAAUAACUCAAUUGUACGAAUAAGCUUGUCUUAUCAUGUGACCCAAUGUUGAAUUCAGUGCAUUAUUUCCCCCCGGGGAGUCUUUAACUAGAGGUAUAUGUUAUAAUUACAUCUAAUUAUAUCCACUGUGUUUCUACUAAUUUAUUUAUAGAAAACCAUGUCUGAACUGUCCGUUGUUCAGUAUUUCUGUGGAAUAGUCGGGGCAUUUCAUUGUUUUCACAUUGACUAGGCUACGGACACACGUUUCCUCCUGUCUUAUGAUAAAACAAAGCAGGGGGUUUUUCGUGGGCCGCCCGUAUUCUGAAUACAGAAAUAUGCAAUCGAAUUUGGUAUUCCAUCAUAUAUAAUUAUCAAACUUUGGUAAGGUUGAUACAAAAUACGUUUUAGGCAAAACGUAGAAAUCAUGCUGUCUUGCAGUUACAUAAGCUAUCUUUUGUUAGGAACAAACACUUUUCAAAAAUUCAAAUACCUUUAUUUCAUCAGACAUAAAAAUAAUAUAACAAAAACGAAGGUUAUGAGAAAAUUAUAUGUCAGUUGAUUACAUUAUUAUUACAUUACAAAUUUAUUUAUAUCCUUCAAUGAUUAUUACAACUGUACAGACACUGAAAAAUACACAAAAAAUUUAUUUCGAAAAAAACUCUUUCACAGCAAAGUAAAACAUGGUAUAUCGUUAAUUCGAUUGCAGCAUGCUUGAUGUCUACUUUUGUUCAGUCAAUAAACAUGUGCCUUCACUUGCUA